AUGGCAUACUUUGGAAGGGUGCCUUUCUCACAUGAUGAAUUCCAUAAAGGACAGACUGGGAACCAAGCAUCUUACCCAGUGUACCAUCCUGGUUCUGUUGGAGAGAUCCCUCUAGGAUUUGAUCGAAUAGUUGAUGAAGUCAGCAAUGAAUUUUUUUUUUAUGGUUCAUCACAUUCACAUCAUCAUGAAGAAAUCUUUUCCCCAUCAGAUGUCUUUGGUCUGAAUGUACCUGGCCAGCAUUUUUAUGGUCAGCCUCUAGUUGCUUAUGGAGAACUUUACCCUGAAAAUCCUGUCUCUCACUGGCAGCAAGGCACAGUGUCACCCACGGUUGGAUUCAGAUCUUAUUUGCUGUCUGAUUACAGAAGCUUCUCUCCAGUGGAUCCCUAUCCCUACAGUCAAGAGAGGGAACUCUAUGGGGGGAGUAGUGUAAAUUCAGUCACAAAUGUCUUUGGUUCAGCUGUGGAAAGAGGCAACACAAGUCCAAGUUUUCCGAUAGGCUUUAACAACAUAGAUGCUCAAUGUCCCAUUUCCUUAGACAGCCGUCCAUUUGGACAAGAAGAGAGACAUGAAAGUGGAAUUGGGGAAACUUGUUUAACCAACACUUCCAGAAGAUGCAACAUAGGGCCUGCUUGGCCCCAUGGCUCUGGACAUCACAGAGAGGAUGCAGGUUGGUCUAUCCAGCUGGUUGAAGCAUAUCAAGGAAGUAACGAAAAUACAGUUGGUUUUUGCAACACAGUGGAGAAGAUCAGACAUGCCUAUCCUGCUUCUGACUUGAAGACAAAUACUGGGAGAAUCUGGAGUGUCACAACAAGAUUCCCAGACCAUAUCCUUGGUGGAACAAAAUUCAGAAUCAGUGUUUGGACAGAUUAUUCACCGUCUCCUGUACUUCUCACACAACAAGCUGGCUGUAUCACUCAUGACUUCAUUGUAGAGAUCCUCCGUUGCACAAAUCAAUACCCAGCCCAGGAGGAAUGCUUUCUAAGUGUUUAUGGGUCUGAUGAAUUCUUACAAAACGAUCACACUUUGGGCAGCCAUGAAAGUCUUCGCAAGGCAACUCCCUGCGUUCAGCUUCGACUACACAACACUACUCAUCUGAGGCAAAGCUUGGCUCGAACAUGUGAGGAUGACCAAAGAAGGUUCUGUAUGAAUCAGCUGUUAAGAGACACGUGUGCCAUGAGACUGACUCGGCAGAACCUUUUCUCUGUUAUUAUGAACUACAGAGGUCAAGUGGAAUAUCUGUUGCAAAAUAAGCAUAAAGUUGAUAAUGUGAUUGAAGCAGCUAAAGCAAUCUGCAGUGUCCUCUGCUUUGUGGAAACCAGAGACAUAACUGAUGCAGUCAAGAAACUCCGUGCAUUGCCACUUGUGAAAGCACAGGAUUCACUUCAAAGUGUGGAAACACCCAGCAAAGUGUUAAUAGAGGCUGCUGUGACUGAGCUCUCCAUUGCCAUCUCUCGUCUCAUCCAUGUUUACAGCAGCAGCUUUGAUGCAAAUUUUCAGCUUGCCAGCAUACCCAAAAGCCCUUCCUGUGCAGACAUCAGCCUAGAUUCCCUGCUCAGCUUCACUGUUUAUGCUGCCCAUAACAUCCCAGAAGCCUGGGUGAACAGCUACAAAGUUUUCUCUUUUUCCUGUUCACUAACUUAUGCUGGGAAGACAAUAUGCCAAGUGAAGAUUUGCAAAACUGCUCCAGUUAGAAGAUCCUUCUUUUUCCUGGCUGAUUGGAAUGAGAAAAUCAACUUUCCUCUACGAAUAAAGGCUCUUCCGAGGGAAACUAUGCUGACAAUAAAACUACUGGGAGUAAACAGUGCCUCUAAAAAUACAGAAGUGCUUGCUUGGACAUGCUCCCCAUUGUAUCCAAAAGAGCGGCUCGUUCACGGAGCUGUGCUGCUCAGCAUGACGCUGUGCAGCACACCCACAGCAAUGAUUACCCCGGGCAUCUGCGCCACUGACACACCAACCUCGGUCACACUGCAGGUUGACUUUCCAGAAUCUAAUCUGGAAUUCAUUAAACCCGAACCUGAAGAAAGAAGAGGGGAUCUUGAAAAGCCAACUCAGGAGUGCCUGAAGCACAUUGCAAGGCUUUCUCAGAUACAUUCUCCCUUGCUACUCUCAGAGCAACAGAGAAGAAUCUUAUGGUUUUAUCGUUACCACUGCAAUAAUCAAAAUUGCUCCCUUCCUCUGGUGCUGGGCAGUGCCCCCAGUUGGGAUCGAACAACUGUGUCAGAAAUGUAUGCCUUGUUGAGGAGCUGGAGGUUUUCUAACCCUUUAGAGGCACUUGGACUUCUGACUUUCAGUUUUCCGGAUCAAGAUAUUCGCAGAACAGCAGUCCAACAAAUAGAAAAUAUGUCAAAGGAUGAGUUGUUAGAAUAUCUCCCACAGCUGGUUCAGGUACUCAAGUUUGAGUGGAGUCUUGAAAGCCCUCUAGUGAAACUCCUGCUGAAUCGUUCCCUUCAGAGCAUCCAAGUAGCCCAUCAACUUUACUGGCUGUUGAAGAAUGCACAGAAUGAAGUUCAUUUCAAAAUCUGGUAUAAGAAACUACUGGCUGCUCUCCAAUUCUGUGCUGGACAAACCCUGAACAAUGAGUUUUCUAAGGAGGAAAAACUCAUCAGAAUUCUGGAAGACAUUGCCACAAAAGUGAAAGCUGCCACUGACCCAAAAAGAAAGGAGGUGUUAGAGGUGGAACUCAGCAGCCUUCAGCAGUUCUUCCAGGAGGUAAAGGCUUGCCGGCUUCCCCUGAAUCCCGCACUUGUUGUCCAAGGCAUAGAGGCGGAUUCAUGUUCAUAUUUUACAUCCAAUGCUUUUCCGUUAAAAAUCUCCUUCAUUAACGCGAAUGCUCCAAGUGGGAACAUCAAUGUUAUUUUUAAGAUAGGUGAUGAUCUACGUCAAGAUAUGUUGGUUCUGCAAAUUAUUCGAGUGAUGGACGGUAUCUGGCUCCAAGAGGGACUGGAUAUGCAAAUGAUCAUUUAUAGGUGUUUAUCUACAGGGAAAGGACAAGGAUUGGUACAGAUGGUGCCAGAUGCUACUACACUAGCAAAGAUCCACAGGGAGUCUGGACUGAUAGGACCACUGAAAGAAAACACAAUUAAAAAAUGGUUCCAUCAUCACCAUCCUCUGGAAUCAAGUUACCAAGAGGCAGUAAGGAAUUUCUUUUACUCCUGUGCCGGCUGGUGUGUCGUUACCUUCAUUCUGGGAGUCUGUGAUCGACACAGUGACAACAUCAUGCUGACAAAAGCUGGGCGCAUGUUCCACAUAGAUUUUGGAAGAUUUUUGGGUCACGCACAGAUGUUUGGAAGCAUCAGAAGGGACCGAGCUCCCUUCAUCUUCACAUCGGAGAUGGAGUAUUUCAUCACGGAAGGGGGAAAAAACCCACAGCGUUUUCAAGAGUUUGUGGAGCUUUGUUGUCGAGCUUAUAACACAGUCAGGAAACACAGCCAGUUACUCUUGAACCUGCUGGAGAUGAUGCUGCAUGCAGGAUUGCCUGAGCUGAACAGCAUCCAGGAUCUGAAAUAUGUGUAUGACAACCUCCGUCCUCAGGACUCAGAUCUCCAGGCUACAAGCUACUUUACAAGGAAAAUAAAGGAAAGUUUGGAGUGCUUCCCUGUUAAACUCAAUAACCUGAUCCACACACUUGCACAGAUGUCAGUGACAGGCUCUGCAAAGCCUCCAGCUCCAGAGGCUGUCCCCCAGGAAUGGAUGAUGCUGGACACAGAGAAGUCAAUCGCAAGAGCCACCAUUUUGGGAUUCAGCAAAAAGCCUGACUCUAUAUAUCUAGUCCAGGUGGUGCAAACCUGCAACGUGGUCACUUUCGUGGAAAAAUCGUUCGACCAGUUCUCAAAACUUCACAGCCAUCUCCAGAAGCAAUUUCCAUCUCAUGCCCUCCCAGAGUUUCCCCACUCAUGGCAUUUACCUUUUGCGGAUCUUGAACAUAAAAGAGUGAAGGAUUUGAAUCUCUAUCUGAAGAAGCUAUUAAGUGGCACCAAGAAACUGGCUAAUAAUGAGCUUGUACUCAGCUUCUUCCUGAAUUGGUCCAAAAAUACCUUGGCAGAAGAUUCAUCAUCUGGGACGUUAGGUCCUCGGUCAACUGGUCAUAAGCCUGGAGUACAGUUAGUGAUAUCCUACGAGAACACACGCCUGACAAUAAUGUUGAAACACAUGAGGAACAUUCACCUCCCAGAUGGCUCUGCCCCAAGUGCACACGCUGAAUUUUAUCUUCUGCCAGAUCCUUAUGAGGUCAGUCGAAGGAAAACAAGAACAGCUCCAAAAAGCUCUGACCCUACUUACAAUGAAAUCGUUGUGUAUGACAAAGUCACGGAGCUCAAAAGCCAUGUACUGAAGCUUGUUGUGAAAAGCAAAGGAACUUUUGUGGGAGCUGUUAACAUCCAACUGAGCAGCGUCCAGUUAAACGAAGAAAAGUGGUAUCCGCUGGGAAAUAGUAUCAUUUAAAUGUUCUCUGAGAUAAUUCAGUUAUUUAUCCACUAAUUUUUCUUUAUCCCAUUUCCCACGGUACAUUUUGUCUCAGUUGCCCUUGAGAAUAUGCAGUCAUCUGCUGACCACAGUUUUUAACAUUCUAAUCAUAAGGCUAUUGUCUUAAAAUUGCUACCAUCUUCCUGCAACAGAUUCCUGACAGUGUGAGUUUAAGAAAUCACACGCUAAGGACUUGUAGCAGCAUGCAGGAAAUUCUUGCGACAGCAAUAAAGAUUUUUGGUUAUUUCAUAUUCAAUUGGACUGUAAAAAUACUGAAUUCAGUGCACAUCAAAGUGUGGGGCCUCAUUCCUUGCACAUUAAUUCCACUGGCUGUGUUGAAACAAUGCUGAUAAUGGUGUAAUUUAUGAGCAACUGCUGUGACCCCACUGGAUGUGAUGAUUUCACCAGAAAACCAUGGAUGGUUUUCUGGCACCUGGGUGCCAACACAUUUCAGAUGUCUGACAAAUUUCACAUUAAAUCUUAUGCAGUCAAUAAUCUAUUUUAAAAAAAAAACAACUUAAAAGCUUUUUCUAUAAUGUAACAUACAAUCCAAGGUAUUCAUUUGUCAGUUAGGUGUGUCAUUGUUUCUUUUAUUCUGACAUCCAAGGAGCAGCUAUAACUGGUCAUUUGUGAGAAAAAAAGGAGGAGGGAGAAGCUAAUGCUCAUGAAUAAAUGGAACAUAUUGAAUGUGAGAUUUCAGUGGGGUAUUUAUUUGAGAUCAUGAUAUCACAAAUAUUUGUUCACCUGUCUUACCACCUAUGCUUACUUCUUAUGCUGCAUAAGGGAUUCAAGUCAAUGCAUGCAUUGAAUUGACCUCGGGGCUAUAAAACUUAUCUUUACAUAUUAAAUAAUGAACAUGAGUGGUUCCAAUUAUGGGCUCUGUUGUUAAGGCAUUUUUACAUAAAUUGGGGAAGCACUUAAGCACAUCUUUAAACAUUUGGCAUAUGAGCAGCCAUAAUGAAUGGUCCAUUAUUGCCAGACUCUUACACACACUCAGCUGACCACACAUACAGACCUUCCCAGGACCAAGGGCACAUUUUUAAGGCACAGGAGAAAUGUUGAUUUGUGAUCUGCUCUGAUGAAAAUUUUAAGUUACCAUAUACCAGGUAGGUCUGACAUUUGUCCUACCAGGUGGAAAAGUGGUCAACAUAGUGACAAUAAUGUCAGAAGUGAAGAUAAUUACCUUCUUUUCCCAAAGGACACUCAGAAAAGAAUCUUCAGAAGUAAAGUUGUAUAAAACUCCUGAAGUGGGACCAGUUAUUUAGGAAACAGAAUAGGCUGGAGUUUUUCUCAGCAUCACACCAAUUGACUCUGUCACUUGGCCAGUUUUAAUCUUAGAAUAUUUUCCCCAGGCAAUCUCCUGUAUUAAGCUCCUCCUCAGUAAGAGGAGGUGGGGGGAACUCUGCUUCAAUAUUAAUAGUAUGAGUAAUAUGGAGAGCUGUAAGAAGCUAUAAAAUAUUUACCACAUAAAAGGGAUAUUGGCUGGCAUACAGAUAUCACUACAAAGAUCAGUGUGCCUAACAUUUUAGAUUAUAGUCUCACCUGGGUAAGAAAUCAAGUGCCUUGUCAUUCAAGCACAGAAAACACAUUGAGGCUGGCUUACCACGUUACCAAAUUACCUGACCUUACAGUUCAAUAUUGAUUUUAGAUUCCUCUUAGUCUACUGUCUUAGUUUCCUUAUUAUAACUAUAAUGCAAUUUUCUAAUAGUGUUAUUUCCUGUGACAUUUUCUAAUGGUUGUUUACCACAUGCCCUGAUUUUCCAUCUUGGAGCAACAUUAAAUAAAAUAACGUCAAAACAGCAAUAAAUAAAAAGAGCAUUACAAUAUAAUAUUAUCACAACUGUCUGCAAAUAUAAGCAAUAUUUUGUUUGGUAUUAAAGAAAGAAAGCUGUAAACUUAAU
Myiozetetes cayanensis is the source of this 6362-nucleotide messenger RNA. RefSeq names its product phosphatidylinositol-4-phosphate 3-kinase catalytic subunit type 2 gamma (gene PIK3C2G). The record is from RefSeq and is a predicted model, not a curated record. Gene Ontology annotation, biological process: phosphatidylinositol-mediated signaling; phosphatidylinositol 3-kinase/protein kinase B signal transduction; phosphatidylinositol-3-phosphate biosynthetic process. Gene Ontology annotation, molecular function: phosphatidylinositol binding; 1-phosphatidylinositol-3-kinase activity; 1-phosphatidylinositol-4-phosphate 3-kinase activity. The transcript is spliced from 32 exons. Gene Ontology annotation, cellular component: cytoplasm; phosphatidylinositol 3-kinase complex; plasma membrane. Bases 1 to 4440 code for a protein of 1479 amino acids. Lineage: Eukaryota; Metazoa; Chordata; Aves; Passeriformes; Tyrannidae.